AUGCGACUGUUGCAGCAGAAUGAAAACGGCGAUCUCUCGUUCACAGACAACACCUACAAUCCACCCCCCUACGCGAUACUGUCGCAUACUUGGGGUUCCCCAAAUGACGAAGUCCUCUACGAUGAUAUCAUGAAUGGAACUUGGAGGGAGAAGGAUGCGCAUGUGAAACUCAAUUUCAUCUCAGAACGUGCCAAGAGAGAGCGUCUUCAGCAUUUCUGGGUCGAUACGUGCUGCAUAGAUAAACGUAAUGAUGCAGAGUUGUCAACGGCUAUCAGAUCAAUGUUCCAGUGGUAUAAAGACUCAGCCGUCUGCUUCGUCUACCUCUCAGACAUCUCUUCAAGUAAGAGAAACGAAGAUGGGCAGCUUUUAUGGAGGGAAAACUUACGAUUUUGUCGCUGGUUCACGCGAGGAUGGACUCUGCAAGAGUUAGUUGCGCCCAUCCGAGUAGAAUUCUUCGCGCGUGGACAAUAUCUCGGGUGUCGAGCCGAUCUCAGCGAGCGCAUACACGAGAUCACCGGCAUCGAUGUCGAAGCGUUGAGAGGACGACCCCUUGAAAAAUUCCCGCUCUUCACUCGACGACAAUGGGCACUUGGGCGCGAGACAAGUGUGCCUGAAGACUCGGCUUAUGCGCUAAUGGGUUUGUGCGGUGUCGUUCUUGUGCCACACUACGGCGGCGAAAGUAAAGAAGAAGCCUUGCGGAGGCUUGACCGUAAGAUCCGUAAGCACUGGGGCGAGAAUGCACUUGAUCGCCCAGCAUCGGCUGUGGCCUCUGAUUAUAUCUCUGAUUACACUGCGCCAAACUCGAAAUCUGUGGCUACUAGGAGGCGAGCUAAAAUAGCGGCUCUGGGUUUUGAUGCAAUAGAUUCGAGGAAAACCACUAUCAAGAAGGCACAGUGGAGGACGUGUAGCUGGGUACUCACGCAUCAAACAUAUAAGCUCUGGCAAGAGCGAAGCAUAGCACAGCCGCACAACGGCAUCUUCUGGAUCAGAGGCAAACCCGGGGCUGGAAAAUCCGUUCUCAUGAAGUAUAUCGAUACUCACACAUCGCGAACCAAGAAUCAGCGAGAUAUCAGCAUUUCUUUUUAUUUCAACGCUCGUGGUGAGCGGCUUGAGCAGUCUCUCGAUGGCAUGUAUAGAUCAUUACUCAGACAGCUGUUAUUGGCAGAUCCGGAGCUACAAGAAGUACUUGAUCACUCUCGAGAAAUCACGGGCGAAUCAUCAUCGACGACCACAGAACUCAAGAGGCUUUUUUCCGGUGCUGUUCUGCGACUUACAGGCCGUCGUCUAUUCUGCUUCAUCGAUGCACUUGACGAAUGUCGAGAGCAGGACUUGCAGGAUAUGGUCUAUUAUUUUCAAGAGCUCUGGAAAGAGGCUCAAGAGGAGGGCAUCAUAUUCAGCGUUUGCUUCGCUAGCCGCUACUAUCCCUCGCUUGACGUUCCUACAGAGUUGCAGAUCAUACUUGAACAUGUCGACGAACACAAAAAUGAUCUUAGCGAAUACGUUAAAAGUCAGAAAUUUUCUGUCGGAAUGGGUGGACUUGAGUCAAUACCGCUCGGCAUUCAAGAACAAAUCCUUGAAAAGGCUAAUGGCGUCUUUCUUCUCGCCGUGCUUGCGGUGGAAGUGUUGAAAGAAGAGUUCAAAAGCGGACGCAUUCAUGUCAUCAGGAAAAGGCUGGACGAAAUGCCGAGAGGUCUCUCGGAAUUCUUUCAAGAGAUCGUGCAGCGAGAUCAGCAGAAUACAGAAGAGUUCCUGCUCUGUCUCAAAUGGAUAUUAUUCGCAAAACAACCCCUUACACUCGAGCAAUUCUACUUCGCCAUGAUGGCAGGGCUCGCUGGAGAAUCGCUCGAGUCGAAAUCGGAUCUAACGGCUGACACGAUGCUCAGCUAUUUGCUGAGCUCUUCUAAAGGUCUUGCUGAGCUUACUCAGGGCACCCGGCCGCGGGUGCAGUUCAUUCACGAGUCGGUGCGAAACUUCUUGAUC
This is a messenger RNA of Dissoconium aciculare CBS 342.82, 1980 nucleotides long. RefSeq names its product HET-domain-containing protein. Lineage: Eukaryota; Fungi; Ascomycota; Dothideomycetes; Mycosphaerellales; Dissoconiaceae. The transcript has a single exon. The record is from RefSeq and is a predicted model, not a curated record. The annotation marks the transcript as partial.